UUCACCGAGGGACAUCCCAAUCGAACCGAACGGAACGGAUAAGAGGUUGGGCUUUUUAUUUAUUUUUUAGUUUUUGGGUUAAACCAAUGAAACUGGUGUCCUUAGAAGACAGGGAGAGAAAGCGGAGUCUGAUGUUUGUGUAGGCAAAUGGCCACGCUUCGCACCACUGCGCACGUUAGCACCGGCCCCUUGCCUUCCUCUAGUCUGCUCCGAAACUUCGCUGCCAAACCAAAGCAGUUGGCACCAGUGAGGUGCGCAUUAUCGCCUGCUAAUUGGCGGGAGAGCAGGCGAUUGGUCUCUAUCUCUCUCGUUAUUUCUCACUUGCUCUUUAUCCCUAAUCAUGCUAUGGCUGGCAGCAUUUUGGAUAAAUAUGUGAAAAGGAAAAAGCUUGAGCCUUUGGAGACUUAUGUACCAGCUGUCAUAUUGACCCAGUUGCAAAUCAAGGACCUGGGGCAAACUCUGGAAGAUGAUCAACCCCAAUAUGCUUCCUGCCGAUCACUACUACGUUCAGGCCCAGCAGCUUCCCUUCGUGUAAAUAUCAGAGCAGUGGCUCAAUAUGCUUCAGAAAGUGGGAACGGUAAAACUGCUUUCAACAUUGUUGAUCAAUGUCUCAGCGCCUUGGAAGAACUUGAUUCAUUGCUUUUGCACGCAUCAAGAAACGAUCCCCAAGCUUCUGUCAAAUUAAUGAAGGCACAGAUUAACGUUGCCCUUGAUUCAUUGGAUAGCCUCCUUAAAACCGUACCUUCGGAUGCGCUUGACAAAUGCAAGGCUAUCGCCGACUCUUAUAGGAACUCAUACGAAGAUGCAGAUGUUGACAUCUCUGACCCAGAACUGAAACAGUUGGAAUCAAUAUUGUGAAUUCGUCUUAUUUCCACUGUAUGUUUUUAAUCUUAUAUCACUGAAUUAUGAUUGAGAAAAGUGAAUAAACUUAUUUCAAAAAAAAAAAUAAUGUAUUUUUAUGAGGAACUCUCGUCAACCAUA
Messenger RNA from Ziziphus jujuba (common jujube), 981 nucleotides. RefSeq lists its product as uncharacterized. The record is from RefSeq and is a predicted model, not a curated record. NCBI's taxonomy places the organism in Eukaryota, Viridiplantae, Streptophyta, Magnoliopsida, Rosales, Rhamnaceae. The transcript is spliced from 7 exons. The coding region runs from base 148 to 858 and encodes 236 amino acids.